ACUUGCAUUGACUUCCAAAAAAUGUGGAAAAUUUACAUUCUGCAAUUCUCAGUCUCACAAGAAGUGUUUUAGAUUUGAAUAUAAAUGGCAUUUGUAGGCUUCUUGUUUUCUCACACAAUUAGCACUCACAAUAUGGAUACAUUUUCCACCCUUCUUUUGCUUCUCAUAUUGUUUUCUUGUGUUAUCCUCUCUGCUGCACACAACAUAACUCAAAUCAAAAGUGAUGAAUAUAUACUUCUUGCCUUCAAAUCCCACAUCACUUCAGAUCCUUCCAAUAUUUUGAAAAAUAAUUGGACCAGUGGAACCUCAUUUUGCACAUGGAUAGGAGUUACUUGUGAUUCGCGUCGUAGCAGGGUGACUAAAUUAGAUCUCUCUGAUAUGGAACUCGAAGGAAGCAUCCCACAGGAAAUUGGAAAUCUUUCUUCACUCGUUUAUCUAGAUUUGAGUCAUAACUUUUUUCAUGGUUGUAUUCCUCAAUCCAUUUUUGAAUUUGUUAUUAGUAGAAUGUAUUUUAUUUAUACGGUAAUUCUAUCAGGUCGGCUACCAAAGGACAUUUGCAUGCACAAUAACCUUCAAAGCCUCAAACUACUUAACCUAUCGAGGAAUGAAAUGGAAGGAGAUAUACCGUCAAGUUUGUACCAAUGUCCACAACUCGAGAGUAUUGACUUGUCACGCAACAGCUUUGGUGGAUAUGUGCCUACACAAAUUUGGAAUAUCACACUGCUUAAGGUAUUAGACCUUAGUUCCAACAAUUUGAGAGGCCGGCUACCAAAAGACAUUUGCUCGCAUAACAAUCUUCAAAGACUCAAACUACUUAGCCUGAGGUGGAACAAAUUGGAGGGAGAUAUACCGUUGAGUUUGGGUCAAUGUACACAACUUGAGAGUAUUGACUUGUCAUCCAACAACUUUGGUGGAAAUGUCCCUCGAGAAUUUGGGAACAUCACACAGCUUAAGCAAUUAUACCUUAGUUGGAACAAUUUGAAAGGUGGUAUUCCAAAAGAGAUUGUUUAUCUUAAUAAUUUAGAGAUAUUAGACAUGAGUGGCAACAAUCUUAGUGGACCAUUUCCAAGACAAAUUUUGAACAUCACAAGUCUCCGUGAACUACAGCUCAGCUUCGCCUCUUUAAAUGGUCCAAUACCAUCCACCAUUGGAAAUCUAUCAAACUUGACGGAGCUAGACCUCUCUUCCAACAAAUUAAAUGGUCUAAUACCAUCCACCAUUGGGAAUCUAUCCAAUUUGCGGUUGCUACUGCUCUCUUCCAACAAAUUAAAUGGUGAGCUUCCAUUCUCCAUGUGCAACAUGACAUCCCUUCAAAUUCUUAUUUUCUCAAAUAACAGUUUGGAAAUCUUUGGACAUAUUUCAUCUAAAUGCAAAUCACUUUAGUGGCCCCAUUCCAUCAAUAUUUAUGAGAGGGUGUAUUUUUGAGUCUAACAAUUUGAGUGUUAAUAAAUU
This is a messenger RNA of Salvia miltiorrhiza (redroot sage), 1452 nucleotides long. RefSeq names its product probable LRR receptor-like serine/threonine-protein kinase At3g47570. The coding region runs from base 85 to 1383 and encodes 432 amino acids. Gene Ontology annotation, molecular function: protein binding. The transcript is spliced from 5 exons. Lineage: Eukaryota; Viridiplantae; Streptophyta; Magnoliopsida; Lamiales; Lamiaceae. The record is from RefSeq and is a predicted model, not a curated record.